AUGUCGGGCGCCCACGGCGAUGUCGCGACGAAAAUGGCGCAAGGCCUGGCCUACAAGGAUCAGGGUAAUGAGGCUUUCAUGAAAGGGGACCAUGUAGGGGCGCUCAAAGCGUACCAUUAUGCGACGUUGUAUUUAGCCGGUCUGGACGUGAAUGUGCUGCAACAGCUGGGACCUGUCCCAGACCGUGCCAGGGGCACGCGCGAGGACCAGAAACAGCUGAGUCUAGUGCGCUCCAACAUGGCAGCCUGCUAUCUGGCCCAGGAACGCUAUGACAGGGCCGUCCAGGUGUGUGACCAGGCCUUGGCAUCCGAUCCGGCGAAUGCCAAGGCCAUCUUUCGCAAAGCCCAGGCACUCCGUCGGCAGGGCGCACUCUACCAGGCGCGCGACUGGCUUGAUGCCGAGGGCGUUCGAGCCUACACGCACAGCCCCGACUUUGAUGCAGAGCGUGCACGUAUCGCUGCCAGUAUAGCUGCGCGUGAACGAGCGAGUCACGCUCGUCUGCGUGGAUUUCUUACAUAG
Malassezia restricta is the source of this 519-nucleotide messenger RNA. Its product is annotated as tetratricopeptide repeat domain protein. Lineage: Eukaryota; Fungi; Basidiomycota; Malasseziomycetes; Malasseziales; Malasseziaceae. The record is from RefSeq and is a predicted model, not a curated record. The coding region runs from base 1 to 519 and encodes 172 amino acids. The transcript is spliced from 2 exons. Gene Ontology annotation, molecular function: protein binding.